Parus major (Great Tit) is the source of this 1782-nucleotide messenger RNA. RefSeq names its product stomatin (gene STOM). The record is from RefSeq and is a predicted model, not a curated record. The transcript has 9 exons. Lineage: Eukaryota; Metazoa; Chordata; Aves; Passeriformes; Paridae. Gene Ontology annotation, cellular component: plasma membrane. The coding region runs from base 108 to 1049 and encodes 313 amino acids.
GAGGGGACGGCGGUGACUGCGGGGGCGGCGGCGGCGGGACAGCGCAGAGGCGGCUCUGAGGGGACGCGGGACGGACUCCGAGGCGGCUCUGACGGGACUCGGGGACCAUGGCAGACCACGAAGCGGGGCUCCCGCACAAGCCCCGGGCAGCGCCAGAUGAUGAAAACACUGGCCUUGGUGUGUGUGGAUGGAUCCUGGUGACCAUCUCGUUUAUUUUCACUGUUCUUACAUUUCCUAUAUCAAUAUGGAUGUGCAUAAAGAUUAUCAAGGAAUACGAGAGAGCCAUCAUCUUCAGACUUGGACGCAUCCUAAAAGGGGGAGCAAAGGGACCAGGUUUGUUUUUUGUCCUGCCUUGCACAGACAGCUUCAUCAAAGUCGAUAUGAGAACCAUCUCUUUUGAUAUCCCUCCUCAGGAGAUCCUGACCAAGGAUUCAGUGACAAUUAAUGUGGAUGGAGUGGUUUAUUACAGGGUGCAGAAUGCCACCCUGGCCGUGGCAAACAUCACCAAUGCCGACUCGGCCACCCGGCUCCUGGCACAGACCACCUUGAGGAAUGUCCUGGGCACCAAAAGCCUCUCUGAGAUCCUCUCUGACCGUGAGGAAAUUGCACACAGCAUGCAGGUCACACUUGAUGAUGCAACAGAUGAUUGGGGCAUUAAGGUGGAACGUGUGGAGAUCAAGGAUGUGAAGUUACCUGUCCAGCUGCAGAGAGCCAUGGCUGCAGAAGCAGAGGCUGCCCGGGAGGCGAGAGCCAAGGUGAUCGCGGCCGAGGGGGAGAUGAACGCGUCCAGGGCCCUGAAGGAGGCGUCCAUGGUGAUCACAGAGUCUCCUGCUGCUCUGCAGCUCCGGUACCUGCAGACCCUGACCACCAUCGCUGCCGAGAAGAAUUCCACCAUCGUCUUCCCCCUGCCCAUAAACAUCCUGCAGGGCCUCCUAGUACAGAUUAAUAAGAGAAGACCUGGAUUCCGCAUGGGUGAGGCUGGCAGCAGCAGUGCAUCUGACAUCCAUAAAUUCUGGGACGUGGCAAUGGAACUGAAAUGCCAAGAGUAAUGAUGUGUUUUAGGCCUGGGUACCUGUGCCUCGACACGCUGUGCCUUUGUCACUGGCAGGAGAUGCCCAAGUGCUGUUGCUUUUCUGCCUGUCUGCUGGGCAGGUUUUUCUCUGCAUCACCAAAGGAAUAUUGUGUUUGUAUUUGUCAAGGUGGCAGCUCAUGUAAGCUGAGCUUAACUUCUGGCUAGGAGCGGGAGAAUCAGUUAACAAAGCUGGAAUAAUUAGCAUUGCUGUGCUCAGGCACUUGGAGUGGGAAACAGAGCAAGUGCACAGCUCCAGGUUAAUCCUUAGGGAAGAUGAGUCACUGCAACUCCCGCUGCUGCUGCUGCAGGUGCCACCCCUGUGAAUUCUUGUUGACAGCACAAGAUGCUUUUUUCUCUCAUCCUGAAUAAAAAACAUGUUGUUUACUAAUGAGUGAGUUUUUGAAAUAGUAAAAUACUGUUUAUCAGGGUCUCAAAUGCAUAUCAUUCUGAAGAAGGGAAAGCAUAGCAGUCCCAAACUUCUCAAAAUAUUUUCUGUACCAUUUUAGUAAAAAGUCUAUGUGCAAAAGAUGGCACAAAGAAGGUUUUGUUUUCUAAGGCGUGUUCAAACAUGGGAUCUACGGCUGCUCUUUAAUGUUUUCUUCGUGUUUCUUUCUGAUGUUUGUUUCUUCGUAACAAACCCCACCAUUUCUGUUCUUCCCAUAUUUCAUACAAGCUUUAUUGUAUUAAAUAUAAUCAAAGCAAGGAAUGGG